AUGAAGGUGGUGCUGAGCCUCCUGCUCCCCUGUCUCCUGGCAGGGUUGUGGCGGGUGCUCGGCUCGGCUGUGGGCCCCCAGCCCCCAGAGGCCCAGGCAGGGCUGGAGGCGCUGCAGACCCACGCCGCUCAGAACCGGACCGGUGAGGGCGUGCGGGCUUCCUGGAACCAGACCGGCCGUGGCGCGCAGGCGUCCUGGAACCAGACGAGCCAAGGGGUACCAGCUUCCUGGAACCAGACCGGCCAGGGGGCACAGGCGUCCCGGGACGAGGAAGAGGAGUCCUGGCUGGCGGCCAGCAGGGAGCUCUCUGCCAGCACCGCUGAUUUGGGGUUCAACCUGCUGCGCCAGAUCUCCAUGAGGCAUGACAACAACGUGGUCUUCUCCCCGCUGGGCCUGGCCUUGGCCUUGGCGACCUUGACACUGGGGGCCGAAGGACAGACCAGAACCCAGCUGGAGAGCGGGCUGGGCCUGGAGGCCCUCCACCAGCACGGGGGGAGCCUGCCUGCCCUCUUCAAGAGGCUCAGAGACACCCUCUCCCACAACCGGGAGCUGGGCCUCGCCCAGGGGAGCUUUGCCUUCAUCCACAAGGAUUUUGAUGUCAAAGAGACCUUCCUCAAUGUCUCCAAGAGGUAUUUCGAUACACAGUGUGUGCCCAUGAAUUUUCGCAAUGCCUCCCUGGCCAAAGGGCUCAUGAAUCGCUACAUUAACAAAGAGACGCAGGGGAAGAUCCCCAAGCUCUUUGAUGAGAUUAACCCUGACACCAGAUUAAUGCUCGUGGAUUACAUCUUGUUCCAAGGGAAGUGGCUGACCCCUUUUGACCCCACCUUCACUGAAGAGGACACUUUCUACCUGGACAAGUACGAGGGUGUUAAGGUGCCCAUGAUGUACAGGGCAGGCAAGUUUGCCUCCACUUUCGAUGACAAUUUCCGUUGCCACGUGCUCAAGCUGCCCUACCGAGGCCACGCCACCAUGCUGGUGGUCCUCACAGAGAGGACGGGCGACCACCUGGCCCUGGAAGAUUACCUGAGCUCAGACCUGCUGGACACGUGGCUCAGCAACAUGGACACCAGGAGAAUAGAAGUCUUCUUGCCAAAGUUCAAGUUAGAUCAGAAGUAUGAGAUGCACGAACUGCUUAAGCAGAUGGGGAUCAGAAAAAUCUUCUCGCCCUGGGCUGAGCUGAGCGAGCUCUCGCCUACUGCCGGGGACCUCAAAGUAUCCACGAUUCUACAACGAGCUGUGAUUGAGGUGGAUGAAAGAGGGACGGAGGCAGCUGUGGGGACCCUGUCAGAAAUGAUUGCUUACUCCAUGCCUCCCGUCAUCAAGGUGGACCGGCCCUUCCAUUUCAUGAUCUAUGAUGAAACGUCCAGAAUGCUUCUGUUUCUGGGCAGAGUGGUGAACCCCGCUCUGCUGUGACUCCCGGUGUGACCCUUGGUGC
Talpa occidentalis (Iberian mole) is the source of this 1435-nucleotide messenger RNA. It is a transcript of the gene SERPINA10, whose product is annotated as serpin family A member 10. Gene Ontology annotation, biological process: blood coagulation; negative regulation of endopeptidase activity. Gene Ontology annotation, molecular function: serine-type endopeptidase inhibitor activity. Bases 1 to 1413 code for a protein of 470 amino acids. The transcript has 4 exons. The record is from RefSeq and is a predicted model, not a curated record. Lineage: Eukaryota; Metazoa; Chordata; Mammalia; Eulipotyphla; Talpidae.